Podospora anserina S mat+ is the source of this 291-nucleotide messenger RNA. RefSeq lists its product as uncharacterized. Gene Ontology annotation, cellular component: U5 snRNP; U1 snRNP; U4/U6 x U5 tri-snRNP complex. The record is from RefSeq and is a predicted model, not a curated record. Gene Ontology annotation, molecular function: RNA binding. The transcript has 4 exons. The coding region runs from base 1 to 291 and encodes 96 amino acids. Gene Ontology annotation, biological process: spliceosomal snRNP assembly; mRNA splicing, via spliceosome. Lineage: Eukaryota; Fungi; Ascomycota; Sordariomycetes; Sordariales; Podosporaceae.
AUGACUGGAAGAGGAGGAGGUGGUGGUCGCCGGGUUCUGCUCCCACCAAUCAACUUUCUUUUCAAACUCCUGCAGCAGAGAACACCAGUCCAAAUCUGGCUCUACGAGCAGCUCUCGAUCCGCAUCAUUGGCAUUAUCCGUGGCUUCGACGAAUUCAUGAACCUGGUUAUCGACGAUGCCGUGGAGGUCAAACAAAUCUCCAAGACGAACGACACAGAAACGAGAAGAAAUUUGGGGCAAAUUCUCCUCAAGGGCGACAAUGUGUCCCUCAUCCAGAGCUAUUCAGGGUGA